Messenger RNA from Sinocyclocheilus rhinocerous, 1192 nucleotides. It is a transcript of the gene adipoqb, whose product is annotated as adiponectin, C1Q and collagen domain containing, b. Gene Ontology annotation, molecular function: protein binding. Lineage: Eukaryota; Metazoa; Chordata; Actinopteri; Cypriniformes; Cyprinidae. The transcript has 3 exons. The coding region runs from base 81 to 911 and encodes 276 amino acids. The record is from RefSeq and is a predicted model, not a curated record.
CACCAACAAAGGCAGUUGCAUCGCUCAGUGGUUGUUCUUAAUGUUCUGUGCUUCUGGGAGACAAACACUUACAGACCAGUAUGACGCUGCUAUGGAAGAUCUUAUUGGGAAUCUUUCUCAUUGGACGACUCAGUCAAAGUCAAGACCUUCUAGAGGAGAAUAAAGAGCAGACAGUGUUGGAUGAAGGGACUGAGGGAGGGGAGGACGUGGAAGAGCCUGAGGGUCUGGGAACAGAUGUCAGUCAACCUGAUCAUAGACAGCCGUGUGCCAUGUGGAUGGGAGGUGUUCCUGGCACACCUGGGCACAGUGGAAAACCUGGAAGAGAUGGCAGAGAUGGGCGUGAUGGACCGAGGGGUGAGAAAGGAGAUAAAGGUGAAGCAGGUGAGAAAGGAGAUCCUGGACAGAAAGGAGACAUUGGCCCUGCUGGACCAAGAGGCUUUCCUGGGAACCCAGGUCUGAAAGGGGCCCUUGGUGAAAGUGCUUUGUCUUACCAUUCAGCCUUUAGCGUAGGUCUGAGUGAGCUUGUUCCCACCACCAAUGUGCCAAUCCGCUUCAACAAGUUCUUCUACAAUGACCAGCACCAUUAUGAUGACGUUUCCGGAAAGUUCCGCUGUGUUGUGCCAGGAGUGUACUUCUUUACUUAUCAUCUCACCGUCUACACUAAAGAUGCAAAAGUCAGUCUCUACAUGAAUGACAAGACCAUCAUGUUCACCUUUGACCAAUACCAAGAGGCCAACGUGGAUCAGGCAUCAGGUUCUGUUAUCUUGCGUUUGGAGGCAGGAGAUGAGGUAUGGCUGCAAGUCUAUGGAGAUGAGGCAUUUGGGGGAGUGUAUGCAGAUAACACCAACGACUCUACCUUCUCCGGUUUCCUCCUGUAUCCUGAUAUUCCUGCAUCUGCACGGAGACGUUGACAAUACCUAAAUGAAUUAAUUUGGUUAUUUUUAGCAUUGGGAGAUGUGAUUCAGUUUUGCACCAAGCUAUAGUUAUGAGGUUCAGCAAAGUAUUGCAUGUCAUUUGAAAUCCAUUUUUAUUGCUGUUUUACAGAGCUUCAGACAUAAUGAAUCUGCUUUUGUUCUUGAAUGCCUGUUUGAGAAUAAUAGUAUAGUAUGUUUGCUUCCCUAUAAUAACUAAGUUCUAGGGCUGCACGAUUAUGACAAAAAUCAUAAUUGUCAAUUAUUCCCUUGAAAUUGUA